Molecule: messenger RNA, 1849 nt
Organism: Periophthalmus magnuspinnatus
Lineage: Eukaryota; Metazoa; Chordata; Actinopteri; Gobiiformes; Gobiidae
Gene: brcc3
Product: BRCA1/BRCA2-containing complex, subunit 3
Exons: 4
Coding region: 98-874 (258 amino acids)
Biological process (GO): double-strand break repair
Cellular component (GO): BRCA1-A complex; BRISC complex
Molecular function (GO): metallopeptidase activity; polyubiquitin modification-dependent protein binding; cysteine-type deubiquitinase activity
Source: RefSeq, a predicted model, not a curated record
CCGGAAGUGGUCGCUUGUUGUUAGCCUCGGUCGCCUCGUUAGCUCCGGGUUCGGGUUCAGUUUUUCUGUGCGCUGUGACGCUGUGGACAGAGCCGGGAUGGCAGUGAGCGCCUGUCACCUGGAGUCCGACGCUUUCCUGGUUUGCAUGAGCCACGCACUUAGCACCGAGAAAGAAGAGGUGAUGGGGCUGUGUAUUGGCGAGCUGGAGCCCAGCCGGGUGGUCCAUGUACACUCUGUGAUCAUCCUGAGGCGUUCAGACAAACGGAAGGACCGCGUGGAGAUCUCUCCGGAGCAGCUGUCUGCAGCCAGCACAGAGGCCGAACGGCUGGCAGACAGCACAGGGCGGCCCAUGAGGGUGGUGGGCUGGUACCACUCCCACCCCCACAUCACUGUGUGGCCCUCUCAUGUGGACGUGCGCACACAGGCCAUGUACCAGAUGCUGGACCAGGGGUUUGUGGGGCUCAUCUUCUCGUGCUUCAUCGAGGACAAAAACACCCGUACAGGACGUGUGUUGUACACCUGCUUCCAGUCCACAGCCAAAGGCUCUGAGUAUGAACGGCUGGAGAUCCCCAUCCACGUGCUGCCAAGGGAGGCUAUCGGCAAGGCCUGCCUGGAGUCUGCUGUGGAGCUGCCCAGAAUUCUGUGUCAGGAGGAGCAGGACACCUACAGGAAGAUCCAUGCCUUGUCCCACCUGGACCCAGUUACCCGCAUCCACAAUGGCUCUGUCUUCACCAAGAACCUAUGCAGCCAGAUGUCAGCAGUGAGUGGGCCCCUGCUGCAGUGGCUUGAGCACAGGCUCAGCCAUAACCAGCACUGCAUCAAUGAGCUCCAAAGAGAGAGGCAGCAGCUCAGAGAGGAGCUGGACAUGCUGUGAGCAACGUGACACCAGACACUCUCACAUGUCUGCCACCAUUUUACAAUAAAAGCCCUUCACAGAUGACGUGCACUUUCAUUUUCGAUGGAUACUGUUGGAAAAAAUACCAACAGUGUUUGUCAGACGGGAGUACUGAUGUAAUAAUAACUAUAAUAUGAGACGUCACAAGUCAUCCAAUGUGUCAUAGUUGUAUCACGCAUUAAUUUCCAGAUUCAGUGAUGCAGUGUUAAAACUCCUGAAGAGCUUUGCUCCGUUUCAGUGCAGGGAACACUUCAAAUUCUAGUCUUUAUCACUUGCAUAUUAUUUGAUAUUAACAUACUCCUAUAUUAACCCCUAGUGUUUAUGUUCCCGUUUCACACUUGGCUCCUUCCUGUUAGUCUGAUGUAUCUUUGCUGGUGUGAUGAUUUCUUUUUGGGAUUUUUGCUCAGAGGUUCUUCUUUUUUCCAAACAAUGUGCCACUUUUUCCUGUGUGUGUCUUUAUGGUGUUUCAUAUGCUGUGCGAGGAUAAAGGAGUACAGCAGGUUCACCUUUCCUGUCACUCCCUGUCUCACCAGAGCUACAGGAGAAGCCCAAGUCAAAGCGUCAGUGACUGAAGUGAUGCUGUGCUAUGGCAUCCAUUUAUUGUAAAUUUAGUAAACUGUUCAAUUAAUUAAAACUAAAUACAGAUUUGAUUUAAGCUUUUGUGGUGUGGUUAUAAUAGUGCUUUUAUGGACCUUUUUGUUUAUAUAAAUGAUCAGGUUCUACAUCUCAGAUCAGAGUUUCUGAUGUUCAUAUAUUUUAUGAUGGCAUAUCACAAUAAUCUAUUCUUUGAUAGAUUCAUAAAAAUAAUUAAAGUGAAUGUAUGGAUACUUGAUGUGAUGUCCAUUUUUGGCACUUUUUUCUUCUUCCAAAAUUCAACUCAUCUGUGCACAAAAAUGUCUUUAAUAAAUGACUCAUAUAGUAUAUAUGAACUUGCAUUAAAUUCGAAUUUUAACU